AAAGUUAAACUUAUGUAUGCCUCAAAUGAACUUGAAACAUUGUAGAAAAAGCAGGUGACCCAAUUAAAUACCUUUGUAAUUAAAGAUAAGUGAGAGUGUAGCCAAAGCCACCCUAAAACUAGAUGUAUUUCAAGUAUUUAGUCUGUCGCUUAGCUGAUAAGCUUCACUGUGCUUUCCCAGCAGGUCUUCUGCCCAGUGGGUGGCUAUCGCUAAUCCAAGAAAAGAACAAAGUGCAGAGAAUACCUAUAUAAGGCUUAGCUUUCUUUUAAGAAUUAGUAGACUUGGCUUUCUUGUGGAACAAUCAUGUUGGCCCUUCGCUUGUUUUUAGUUCUCCAGUGCAGCCUGUUGGUGCUGGCAGGUGUUUGCUUAAUUCCACAGCCGGUUAAGAGACAGAGAUCUCUCAGGAAUAUAUUGGAAAAAUCCUGGAUAUUUUCCCCCCGCUUGGAUGGUCGAAUUGUGGGUGGUCAUCGCAUAAAUAUCACCGAUGCACCCCAUCAGGUUUCGCUGCAAACUUCGUCCCACAUUUGUGGUGGUUCAAUAAUUUCGGAGGAGUGGAUUUUAACUGCUGCCCAUUGUACUUAUGGCAAAACCGCGGAUCGCUUGAAAAUCCGCCUGGGAACCAGUGAAUUUGCUCGCAGUGGCCAACUGCUGCGCGUCCAGAAGAUCGUCCAGCACUCCCAGUUCAACUACACCAAUGUGGACUACGAUUUUUCCCUCCUCCAGCUGGCGCAUCCCAUUAAAUUCGACGAGACCAAAAAGGCCAUUAAGCUGCCGGAGCCUCAAAUGAAAUUCAUGGAUGGGGAGACCUGCUUUGUGAGUGGAUGGGGGAAUACCCAGAAUCUGCUGGAAUCCCGGGAGUGGCUGCGCCAGGUGGAGGUGCCCCUGGUCAACCAGGAGCUCUGCAGCGAGAAGUACAAGCAAUAUGGCGGAGUAACUGAGCGCAUGAUCUGUGCGGGAUUCCUCGAGGGCGGAAAGGAUGCCUGCCAAGGCGAUUCCGGAGGUCCCAUGGUCAGCGAAUCGGGCGAACUGGUGGGCGUGGUCAGUUGGGGCUACGGCUGCGCUAAGCCCGACUAUCCGGGUGUCUACUCCAGAGUGAGUUUCGCCCGGGAUUGGAUCAAGGAGCACAGCGGUGUUUAA
Messenger RNA from Drosophila takahashii, 1137 nucleotides. Its product is annotated as trypsin-1. NCBI's taxonomy places the organism in Eukaryota, Metazoa, Arthropoda, Insecta, Diptera, Drosophilidae. The record is from RefSeq and is a predicted model, not a curated record. Gene Ontology annotation, biological process: proteolysis. Gene Ontology annotation, molecular function: serine-type endopeptidase activity.